Messenger RNA from Neurospora tetrasperma FGSC 2508, 375 nucleotides. RefSeq lists its product as uncharacterized. The transcript is spliced from 8 exons. Bases 1 to 375 code for a protein of 124 amino acids. NCBI's taxonomy places the organism in Eukaryota, Fungi, Ascomycota, Sordariomycetes, Sordariales, Sordariaceae. The record is from RefSeq and is a predicted model, not a curated record.
AUGCCCGCGUUCGUGUUUAGAGUAAGAUAUUGGGAGGCGAGGGUAAGAGAGGAGAGGGUAAAGGAGGAGAGGGUAAGGGAGGAGGCUAUCGAGUUAUUAUCCACCUCCUCUAUAUUCUCUAAGCUCUCUAAGUUCUCUAAACUCUCUAAACUCCCCGAGUUACUCCUAAAUAUAAGUUCUGAAUUAUUAAAUUUUGACCCAGCUCAUAAUAUGAGAAAUCACGAUUUUUACACUCAAAACGGUAUAUUUUACAUGACAGCCGCCACCUGGGUUGAGUGGCCUAUAAGCGCUACAUGUCAUGGGGCUAGCGGCCAGGAUCAAAAACUCGGCUUUGCUAAGUCUGCUAAGGCGGGUAGUUUACAAGAAAAGGUAUAA